Molecule: messenger RNA, 1515 nt
Organism: Elaeis guineensis (African oil palm)
Lineage: Eukaryota; Viridiplantae; Streptophyta; Magnoliopsida; Arecales; Arecaceae
Product: growth-regulating factor 1
Biological process (GO): regulation of DNA-templated transcription; DNA-templated transcription; developmental process
Cellular component (GO): nucleus
Molecular function (GO): ATP binding
Source: RefSeq, a predicted model, not a curated record
CAGCGUUAAAUGCAGGCAGCCCCCCCUUUCCUCUCUCCUAUUUGUAGCAUCUAACUCCAUACAAAUAUAUCAAUAUAUGUAAGCAGGUGUAGCUUGUCUCCUCUCUCAUUUCCUCUCUGUUUUCACCUCUUCUCCUCUUGAAGUUGAUAGGUUUGUUCUUUGGCUUUGAGAUGAUGAUGAGUGGGAGGAACACCUCUAGGUAUCCCUUCACACCCUCUCAGUGGCAGGAGCUGGAGCACCAGGCUCUCAUCUUCAAGUAUAUGGCCUCAGGAAUCCCCAUCCCCUCUGAUCUCAUCCUCCCCAUAAGGAGGAGUUUCCUGCUGGAUUCCACCAUCCCCUCCCCAACUUUGGCCUUCCCUCCCCAGCCUUCAAUGAGCUGGGGCUGGAACCAGAUGGGUUUUGGCAGGAAGGCAGAGGAUCCAGAGCCAGGGAGGUGCAGGAGAACUGAUGGGAAGAAGUGGAGGUGUUCCAAAGAGGCCUACCCAGACUCCAAAUACUGUGAGAGGCACAUGCACAGAGGCAAGAACCGUUCAAGAAAGCCUGUGGAAAUGUCUUUGGCCACCAGCCUCCCCUCUUCCACCUCUUCUUCCACCCCUUCCACCUCCCACACCCCCUCCCUCCACCCACCUCCUCUCUCCAUCUCCACUCCAGACUCUCACCAGCUUCUGUAUCCCUCCCACCCCUCUUCUAGGAUACCUGGUGUUGGCCUCAACACUCCCCACUUCAAUCUACAUGCUCCAUCCUACACCCAAGCUGACAAGAACUACAGGUAUUGUCAUGGAAUGAAGGAUGUGGAUGAGUACUGCUUCUUUUCAGAGGCCUCAGGAAGUGAGAAGGAGAGCUCAUGGCAGUUCAGGCCACUAGGGAUGAGUUCACUAGGAGAUACCAAACAGGGGAGUUCUGCUCUGCAGCAGAGCACCUACUCUCACUGUGGAAGGGAUGCAGAGGAGAAGCAGCAGCACUGCUUUGUUCUGGGGGCUGAUUUCAAGCUGGAGAGGCCUGUGAAGGUGGAGAGGGAGCAGGAGGAGGGCCAGAGGCCUCUGCGCCACUUCUUCGAUGAGUGGCCGCAGAGGAGCAGAGACUCAUGGGUGGAUUUGGAACAGGAGAACUCCAACCAGGCAUCUACCUACUCCAAGACCCAACUCUCAAUCUCCAUCCCCAUGUCUCAUCACGACUUCCCGGUCACCGGUUCCCGAUAUCGCAAUGAUGACUGAGUUCUGAAAGGCUUUCUGUGCGAGCUGGGACCAAAGAACUCAUCAAAGCUCCAUGGUAUCUUGUCAGACAGAAGCUGUUUUCCAAUGGGCUUCAAUGCCCUCCUUGUGUAUUACCCAUUGUUUGUUCUUUUUCUUUGUUGACUGUGUCAGGAAGAACUUUCACAUUCCUCAUUUUGUUUCCUCUGGCUUUGUCUGUUCCAAUGGCUGAGGAGAAGUCUUUAGGAAUGAGGAGAUCGUUUCGUCUAUAAUUGUCUAUCAUGUCAUCAUCUAUUAUCUCUAUCAUCUAUCUGUAACCAGUCUU